This is a messenger RNA of Podarcis lilfordi (Lilford's wall lizard), 24406 nucleotides long. The record is from the annotation of a GenBank genome assembly. Lineage: Eukaryota; Metazoa; Chordata; Lepidosauria; Squamata; Lacertidae.
AUGCAUGUGGCCUCUCCGAAUGAGCUAAAUGUGAGUAUACCAGUAAGGGAUGUUGAGCUGCUUGGAAGAAAGCAUGUGCCAGUUGCUACGUUCACAAUUUGUGUGCUGUAGCAUCUUCAAGAAAUGGUAUUGCUGGUAGUUGUCUUUCAUAAAUAUAAGUCUGCUUUGUCAAGAUACUGGAAGCAUUAACCACCAGAAUUACCUACCAACAAGGUUUCCCUGUAAGUACCAAGCUAUUUUUAAAACAAAAACCUAACCUAAAUAAGAGAUUAUAGCCAUUGUAACACUGAGAUUGUUAGGACAUUUAUCUAAUAACCAUUUGGUUAUUAAGAAGAAAAAAAAAACACAAAAGCAACUUUGAAGAAAUUAGAUUGUUUCAACCAGAUAUGUGAUUACUAUAAGAAUUCACUUAUUUAUAAAGACUUGUUGUUCAAUUUCCAGUUGCUGCAGACAGCUCUCUUAUCAUGCAUAGAGGAAAUGAAGGCAGCCUCGCCCAGUGCGGAGGAGGAGGUGCUGCCCAUCUCCUGGAUCCAUCUUGGUUACCAUCAGUUUAGUAGUCGUCUGCAAAACCUUUCCAGGAUUCUUGCUGUGAACCCUGAGGUGCUCAAUGCUCUCACUGAACAUAUUGAGAAAGGAGGCAGCCUCUUGCAUCGCCAAAUGGUAGGAAUCAUAUUGGGUGUGUGGUAAUAUUUUAGAAAAAAACACAGCCUCUGAAGUACAUGGUAUUCUUCCGUUGCUUUUCUAAAGUAUUAGGAGAAACUAUACUGCCUUUAAGGAGAGGUACUAAACAUCACACAAGGCUUUAACACGUCCGUAUCUGCUAUACUCCUAAUAACAAAGCUAAUCAACAUAGUGCCCUGCAUCUUUUGUUGGGCUCUGACUUGAAUUAGCCUCAACCAGCAUUGCCUCUCCCAGGGAUGAUGGGAGUUGCAGUCCAAACAACAUCUGGAGGGCGUCCCAUUGGGCACCUCUGUCUUAACAGUGUAUCUGCCCUACUGUGAGAACACAAAGAUCUUCUAUGAGCUUGUGAACCAAAUGAUUUAUACAUAAUUGCAGUGCCAAACAGCCGUGCAAUCAAUCUGUUGUGGACAUAUGUACAGUGAGCAUAUUCCACAACUCUCCUGAGAUGUCUGUGGAAGAUAAGAUUAGAGAUUAUGCAUGGGGGGUUAUGCAAAUACUCCCAAGGCAGAAUUACGGUGCAAAUUGCUGGACUGAGAGCAAUAAGGUGAAAUUGAAUAGUUAGUGUAAAAUUCUAUGGAAGGAAGAAAAUACAGGUGUUAAAGGUUGGGUGAUGGAAUGUGCCCUAUUUAGAAUAGAGGGUAAAGCAGGACAUUUGUUUUAAAAGUAAUAGAUGGGAUAAACAGAAAGGAAACCAACUAUACACACUGCGGAAGUGUCAUUACGUGUUUAUGAAACUGGUAAUGCGGAUAUCGUCAUAGUUCUUCUCAAGUUCUGAUGCCAACUUACUCAAGGGAGAGGGAUAUUUAUUUUCUGUAACUUGCUUAGUUAAGGGGGGCAUACAGCCUUACUAGUGUCUGAAGCGAAUGUAUUUUUCUUUACUAUCCAUGUCUGUAUUAAAGCCCUGUUCAUGCCUGAUUGCUCAGGUUUUGGAUGUGCUUGCCGCAAUUGCUUGUACUGAGAUGUUGGAAGAAAAACUGCUGAACUGCAAAUCUCAAACAUGGCUCCAGCAGGUGAAGAAGCUUCAAAUGCCAAUUGAACUUGUGUGUACAGCAAACUACUUUCAAAGCAAUGAGAGCCAAUGUGACCAGCUGCUCCAGGAAGUCAGGUAGGUCUGAGAGGCAAAAUAUGAAUUUAAAAGUAUAGUAAUGUUUUCCUUGAGAUUAAUUGCAUAUGACAUUGUCACUUGGUUACAUUGCUGUUUCACCCAUUUGAGCUGUUGUGGUAGUCACCCAUUUGCAAAGCUGCUUCCCUCUUAAUACCCUCAAAUCCCAGAUUACAUGUUUCCUGUGUUAUGACACGCACACACAACUUAGUAAGUGGUAUAGUGGUUAGAGAGUCAGACUAGGAGCUGGGAGACCAGGGUUCAUCACCUCGCUCAACCCUGAAGCUCACCUUUCCUACCUCACAGGAUUGUUGCAGGGAUCAAGGAGGGGAAAAGAACCUUGUAUGCCACCUUGAGGUGGGAUAUAAAUGCAAUAAAUAGUAAAAGUAAAAUGCUAUUAUGGAAUCUACAAAGGAAUAUGGAAUGAAAAAAUUACAGUAGUCAAGUGGCUCUGUGAGCCUCCGAAUUGAAGCUCAGUGGAACAGAUGUAGCUUGUUAAGUAAAAGAAUAGUAAAUGGAGAGGCUGUGCAUCUGUGCUGCUGCACUCACUUGAGUACUGGCCCUCUCCUUAGUUACAUUUUACUAGUGGGUUACUAGUCUUUUCCAAAUCAAGUCUUCAGUGCCACUGAAUUUUAUGACGUGCUCUGCAAAAGGCAGUGAUGAUCCCUUCUUAUACAGCAGGAGUCAUCCCUCAAUCCAGUCAUCUGGUAUUGUCCCCCCCCAUAUAUAAAUAAGCCAUAACUCACAUUUCUCUUUGAAACAGGAGCCGAUGGAAUCGGGUUUUCUCAGUCUCUCUCUUUGUGGAACAUGUGCUACUUGGAGCAGAAAAGGCGAUCCCAGAGAUGGUGGAUCUGAUAAAGCAAUACACCACAAGGCUUGGAAAGGUAAGGACCCUUUUUGCAUUUGGAGGGAAACAUCACUUUAAGAAACAUCCUUUGCUUAUUUGGCUGGCCAUAAACAAGUUAAAUAUGUACCAGUUUUAUUUCAGCACUCAGAACUUGCUUUUCUGUUCAUAGGUAGAAUGGCACUUCCAAUUUGUAAGACAGAAACAGCAAUAAGCAUAGUGCCUCAAAUGCCUAAAAAAGAGAUAUGUUUUAAUCUGUUAAUGUCGAUGCUAGGCAGGCCUCACGGGAGAUCAUUCUAUAGCUGGGGAGGGGUUGUGUACACAUAAUACUUGUAAAGCACAGUAGAAAUGCAUUCUUUCCAUCAAAGAAUUCUAGGUACUGUGGUUUGUUAAAGGUUUAUGGGAACUGUAACCCUGUGAGUGGUAGACUGCAGUGUCCAGAAUUCUUUUAGGGGAAGUGUGUUUCAAAACUUCUUUAAAGGUAUAGUGUGUCCACAUCCUAAGUCUUAUUGAACUCGGCCCUUCUGCAAAGACAUGUAUCAUUGCUGUAGUAAAAAUAAUGUAAUAAAGUCAGUUGGAGUAGCUUAUUUGGCUAGCUUGUUAAACCCAGUUAGAACAAAUGCAUGUUCUGCUAUUGCAGUUACCAUAGCGAUAAAUGUGCAGACUCCUGUGGUUACUGCAUUGUUUGCCUACAUUUGAGGGCCUCUUCCCAUUCACAUUGUUUUUAUUCUUUUCAGUGUUUCCAGUGGAAUUCUGACAUCAAAACUCUUAACACAUUCACUGCAGUGAUGAAAGUGUUGUGCGACUGCAAGGAUGAAAUCAGUUCAGCAUUUUGCAAGUAAAGCUUUUGGGAUGUGUGAGGAGGGCUGGGGGAAAGGCAGUUUGUGGGGAAGCAGUGGGAUAUAAGUUAAAUGUGAAAGGAGAAAGAUAAAAAAAAUGACAUUAGGUGAACUGAAAUCUUUUGAGAGCUGUGGGAGUUUGAGAGGGGGAAAAUUAAAUUAAAGGCCUUAUUUGUUUGGCAUCUCUGGGUGAGCAGAUUUUGCCUAAAAUGGAAUGACUGACUCAUAACACCUCCAGAACCAAUGUCUAUACUUAUUGAUUAAAACUAAACUAUGGAACUCCCUGCAAGAAAAAAAUUGCGGUGAUGAAGAGUCUAGUGAUUUCCAAAAAGGAGUUAGAUACAGUGGUACCUUGGUUGUCAAACUUAAUCUGUUCUGGGAGUCCAUUUGACUCCUGGAACUGUUUGACAACCAAGGCGCGACUUUCAACUGGCUGUAGGAACUUCUUGCACUCAAUUGGAAGCCGUGACGGACAUUCAGCUUCCGAAAAUCAUUCGAAAACUGGAACACUCACUUCUGGGUUUUCGACAUUUGGGGCCGAAAAGUUCGGCAACUAAGCUGUUUGAAAACCAAGGUUUCACUAUUGGCAGAAAAUUUUGCCAGCAAUUGACAAGUGAUUACACCAAAUUUCACCUUUUUAUGACUUGCAGCCCCUAUGCUAGCAUUUUGUGAUUGUGGGGGCAGGCAGGGCUCAGUAAUUUUCAGUUCUCUCAAAUGGACCCUGAAAGGGGAAGGGUAUAAAGUUUGAGCAUCCCUGACUUCAGCAAUGGGCUCUACAAUUAAAUAUAUGAUCACAUUAACUGUGGCUCUUGAAUUCACAGGUAUGGCUUAAGACCGUGUCCAAUAUGUAUGGGAGAUCCUAAGGACCCAGUCAACCUACCUUGUGAUCACGUAUAUUGCCACAGUUGUAUCAAACAGUGGCUGGUGGCAGGACAGAUGUCCUGUCCGCUUUGCCUGGUUGAACUACCAGAAAAAUAUUCUAUUGAAGUAUCCAAGGAGCUCAGGUAAUGCCUUCUUCUGAUUAACAAUCUAUAAUACUGGUAAUGAUUUAGAGACACUGGCCUUAAUUUCUGAGGACUUAAUAUAACCCACUAGCUAUGCAUUUCUUAGCAUUUACACACGUGCUUUGUGGUGCAAGUUGCGGAGUUGACCAGAUAUGUAAUGGCUUGUGCAUUUUCUUCACAGUAUUUGCAUAGAAAAAAACACCCAGUUCCGUAAGUUUUGCAACAGUUUUUUCAUAGACCUGGUUUCUACUAUGUGCUUCAAAGACAAUGAACCCCCAGAAAAAGCUGUGAUCCAGAUGCUGCUGAAACUCCUGUUUUUCCAUACAAAGCCUUUGAGAGGUACGUGCACAGGAUCUUUUAUCAGCUGUCUUGUCUUGAAUAAAUAGACUUUUCCAUGUCUUUAUGCAGUGUUUUAUUACUUCUUUAGGAAACCCCAGGGUGCAUACAAAAUCUCUGUCCCCUUUUAACGAUGUGGUAGAUAAAACUCCUGUAAUUCGUUCCGUCGUGCUAAAGUUGCUUCUAAAAUACAGGUAAGGACUUUCAAUUGGGACUUUCAACUACCCUGCUGCUUCUUCAGCGUUUAUCCCACUGAUGCAUGUUUUCGUUAAAUUGAAGUCCUUGUGGUUCUUUCCUGGGUUCAGCUAUUGCUUUUCAGAAACUCUUGCUGGCUCUCACCUCGGCUCUGUUGUACAACUGAAAUGCAUACUUCUGACAGUGGAAAUCUUUCAUUUUGAGUAAGGAGAGUUUUCUCUGUUUCUAUAGCUUCAACGAUGUGAAAGUCCAUGUACAAAAUUAUUUAUCAGAAGUAGAAUCAAGCGGCAUCCUAGACAAAGAUGAUAAAACAAAAGUGUACGUGCUAUUUGUCAACUGCCUUGAAGUAAGUAUACUUUCCAGUUUCCUUGUUUACUUUGCAGGGGUGACCUGGCCCAGUGGUAGAAUCUUAGGUCAUUCCAGAAUCUUAACUUUUCAGAGACAUGGAAGAGAUAGUAUAGAGCAAACAUUGCCUGCUGCACAUGUGUGCUGGAAGGAAAUAGACUAGAUCAGAAGGUGCUUGCGAUUAGAUUUAGUCAUUUGCAGUUGACUUCUGUGGCACAAACAGGAUUUCCUCAUCAUCUAAGCUUACACACCACAUUUUGUUUAUAUAUUUACCAAGCUGUCAGCUGAUGGAUCAGGUAGGAGGGAAAUACCUUUCCUUACUCGACAAAGCCUGGCACAGCUUUUGCAUUAGCAUCAAAUUCAAAAAUUUCAAAAUUGAAAUGAGCCAGUGUGGUGUAGUGGUUAAGAGCAGUAGACUCGUAAUCUGGUGAACCGGGUUCGUGUCUCCGCUCCUCCACAUGCAGCUGCUGGGUGACCUUGGGCCAGUCACACUUCUUUGAAGUCUCUCAGCCCCACUCACCUCACAGAGUGUUUGUUGUGGGGGAGGAAGGGAAAGGAGAAUGUUAGCCGCUUUGAGACUCCUUCGGGUAGUGAUAAAGCGGGGUAUCAAACCCAAAUUCAAACUUAACUAGCACUUGGGAAAGAUUGAGGGCACAAGGAGAAGGGGACGAUAGAGGACGAGAUGGUUGGACAGUGUUCUCGAAGGUACCGGCAUGAGUUUGACCAAAAUGCAGGAGGCAGUGGAAGACAGGAGUGCCUGGCGUGCUCUGGUCCAUGGGGUCACGAAGAGUCGGACACGACUAAACAACAACAACAACAAACUAGCACUGUGUGUUUUGAUUAUUGGAGAUGGUAGCAAUUUCACCCCCUGAUAUUAUUUUGAAAAGCAGUGAGUGAAAAGCCAUAAUGACGAUCAUGAGUCAUUCUUGAAACAUUUGGAACUGUGUGACUUGCUUCUUGAUAAGCAAGCCUCAUAGUUGUUCGGCUUCCUAAAAUUGCCACAGCCCCUACUUGUUUGCUUUUACCUGAGUAUUGAACAUGCCCACGGAGCAUUUGCCUGGACUAAGACUGCAGUCCUAACCCCUUACCUAGGAGUAAACCCCACUGAAUUCAGUAGUACGUUUGAGUAGACAUGGUUAGGAUUGCAUUGUAACUGGUGACCAAAAUGUUUCCAGAUUGGUUUAUUUCUAAAGCACCACCAGGAAGCAGAAAAAGCUUUGCAAGCUGGCAUACCUGUUGGCUCGGUGGCAUUCCAUGUACAAAAUGGUGUGUGUGUGCUUGCAUGUCCGCAAAGGUGCAAACUACAAAUGCAAGAAGUUUAAACAGCUUAAACUGUAUGGUAUGGAAACUUAGUUGUAACCAGGAAACAUGGUUUCAUUUUUUAGGAUUCUAUGUGUGAGAAAUCAGGAGCCUCCUCUGAGGAAAGCAAAGCAAACCGGCUAAGAGAGGAUGGGCGUUUCCUGGAAAACUACUUACAGUGGAGCAGCAACAGCGGUGACACCCGUCAAGAAGCCACCAUCGAGUAUUUGCAGGGUGUGGCCCACAUCCAGCUGUGCUUGGACAGGGCUGCAGAGCUGCUCUUUGAGCUUCAUGGAGCUUCAGGCAAGUGGGAUUAUGGUAACCAAACAGGAAUGCAAAUGUACCAAAGAAAUGGCAUGUGAAAGAGUUCCUGGUGCUAGAUGAUUUUUAUCUGUCAUACACUUUUAAAAUUGUGACCUUUCUAUAGCAUGGCAUAGGGAAUAAGGCCUUGUUUUCUUUCUCUCUCUCUGUAGAUGGUAGUGAAGAAACAGAGAAGCAACUCUACCUGCAGAAAGUGAAGCGCUUCUGCUGUCAGACUGAAAAUGACUGGUAUAGAGUUUACCUUGUCCGAAAGCUUACUAAUCAGUAUGGAAUGGAGUUCACACAGAGGCUUUCCAGUGAACAACAGUAUCUCUGGGUAUUUCCAUCGGAAGUAAUUAAACAGCAACAGGUAAUACAUAUCUGUAUCGUUAAUAAAUUUGAGAUGUUUAUUUCUGAGCUAUGGCUUGGUACACAAGGGCCAAAUGGAAUGGCUCUUAAGAAGGAAUUUGCAAAAAUAAAAGGAAUUUGUUUUGCUUACAUUGAGAUUUCACCCUCUAAGCUAAGAUUUAUUCACUCAGGCCUUUGGUAACUAAGCUGGUUUCUAUGGUGGUGCUCAUCUUUUUGUGAGAUAGGUAGGACUAAUUUUAUUCAGUGAGCAUUUUAGGUAUAUUGUGCUAUACAUGCUUUAAAUUUUCUGGUUUUAGUUGUUUUAAUCAGUUUUUUUAUCUUGUAAGUCACUUGUAUUUUUUUGUAAAAAAUGUAACUAACAAAUAUAUGUAAUAUUAAUAAGCAAAAUAUAUUGCUUUGGCUAGAGAGCCUCGUGAUAACUUAGAAUGAUUGGGCAGGCAUCUAUUACCCUUCUGAAGUUUGAAAUUCAACUGCAGAUUUGUUGGGCAGAUUCUGUAGUUACAGCACAUUGUUUAGAAUGUGCUUUCAUAUUCACACUUUUUAAAAAUGGGACUUGGUAUUUUGUGGCCUCAGAGUCAUCAGCACAAUCAGAUGGAUCGGUUCCUGGUAUGCGGCAAAAACUACAGAGUAGUUCGUGAUGCUUUGGGAAAAGCAAUAAUAGAAUGCCAGGCAGAUGGUAUUGCAGCAGCCCUGAAGGUAAAGCCAUUUAUUUUGAUUUCAUAUAUUCCUGAUGAUUUUUUCUUCCCUCCUUCCUUUGUAUAUCUCAGCUCUAUUAACAAGGUUUUCUUGCUUACUAUUGGUGUCUUUAAGUUGUCCAAAGCCCAAAUAUUCACCUGUGUUCUACUGUUUACUUCUUGUGCUUAUCAAAUGACAAGCCAUUCUUGCAUUGGCUGGAGUAUCGGGGCUGAAUUUCAGCGCGCUACAUGUUGCAUUAGAAACAUUGACUCUGCUUAUAAGUGAUGGACUUCCUUUACUGUGCCAUUUUGUAGUGUCCUUCAUAUGUUCUCAUCCAGAUCUGGGUGGGUCUGCUACCUACAGGAGAAAUUUGGCAAAUAAAGAAAUCCCAAUUGAAAUACCCUUGCCAUGGGUGAUGGAACCUUACUGGCUACCAGAUUGGAACAGUGUCAGAGAAACAUUUACAAAAGUUGUGCCUUUAGUGUCCUUUUUGGACACAUCUAGAGAUAUAUUUGGACUGAUGCACUAGAUGAAAUCUUUGUGACCUGGUACCAUUUCAUGUGGGCGUUUUCUGUAGCAAUAUCCAUGACUGCUAAUAGCCAAAGAUGAAAGCUUAACUAUUGAUAAUCUCUCAUUUCUUGCCCUCUUCUCCACCCUGCCCCACCCCCAAUCCCAGCCUUGUAACUUGUGCCUUCUUUUUCAGGCAUGCAAUGUCGCGAAGUCUGUCCAGGCUGUUCAUUUUCUCUUGGCUGUCUUCAGAGAGUUCACAUCUCUGUAUGGAUGCAAGGAGCAGAGUCUUCAUCCGAAGCAGGAGGUAAAUGCCUUUGUCUUGGUGCCAGUUUGCAUGUUGCCUUGUGCACAUGUGCUGCUUCUUUAGGAGAGAGAAAGAUUUAGGAUAUCAAUUAUAGAACUGAGCAAAGGUGGUCGUUUCCCCCAACUUUCAUUUAAAAAUCCAUUGAAAGGCAUUGACCUAUAUGCAUUAUUAAUCAUCUUCCAAACAGUUGAUCACCUUAGUUGGCCAUAGUUCAUAUGAAGAUUGAAGUGAGUCUAGUUGACAAAUCUCACCUUACUUUUUGAAAAAUAAUUUCCUUCUUAUUUCAGCAACGUGAUGUUAUCAAGGAGUUCAUCCAGAGCUCCAACGUUCUUCCUUCUCCAGAGCUGGAGAGAUUUGCAGAAUCUCUGAUGGAUAACCAUCUCCCCUCACUGGCACUGAGCCCCCAAGAUUCCAGCCGCAAGAGGGUAGUGAUUGAAAUGGCAAUUCACACUGCCGCUGUCUUGCUGUCUGGCCAGAAUCGAAUCCUUGAACCUCUAAGGAAUCUGGCAUUCUCACCUCAUACCAUGCAGGUAAAGUAGUGAAUGUUCCGUUUUCCUUUGCAAUUCCCAUCAGUUCCUGCACUCAUUACUGUUUUACUUGUCUGCCAUCACACAGAAACAGCCCUCUCCUGCAUGCAAGCAUAACACACUUUAGCACUUGGCGAAAGAGUUCAACUGAAGAUCUUAAUACAUGAGCAGGAGGGCACUGCAUAUUAUUCUAGUUCCACUUUGAUAUUCUCCUUCUCCCCUUCUAGGGUGCUUUUCUGCCAACAAUGCCAGAAGACUUACUGGCUCAGGCUGUGGGAUGGGUAGCAGGAGCAGGACUUCGAUGGUAUAGUAAGUACCAUGCUCAAGCUUGGGAGCAGUCUAGAGAGCUAUUUUUUCCCAGUGGUGUCUUGUCCCCCGAAAAUGGUGGAAAUAAUCCAGGGUAUGAUGGGCAUUGCUUCCAUAUAUUACUCUCCUGUCAAAUUACUGUGUUGUAUCUAUCCAUUUAGGCACAAAGACAUAUGGUUAAGUGUCAGUGGGUGGUACCCAAUUCACUCAUUCUUUUAGUGCAAGGUUUUCCACUUCCACAGCAGAUCCCCCCCGUCUUUCCUCCCUAUGCACCCCUGUGACCUCUUCUGAACAGCUUCAGGGGGUUGAGGGAACCCCAGAACAGCCCACAGUCAUUGUGCUGACAGAAUGAGCUUGUUGAAUACCCCCCAGUGUGGACUUUUUAAAAAGAAUCUUGAUAGUAGUGUUAACUUCUCAGAAAUGUGAAGUUGUUAUAAAAAAAAACUUUGUGCAAGUGAAAUAAGCAGACCUGAAACAUUCCAAGAUAUUUUGAUGUGUACCAUGGGAACAAGUAGCAGAUUGAUAGAAAUAUCCUAUUUGUUUCUGAAAGCAUCCAGAGGUGUUUUGAGAUCAGAUUAUGUUGUCAGAAUUAGCAGAAAUUUGUUCAUAUUUGCCCCAUCAUGCAUCAGUUUGCACUAGUUUACAUUUUAUUGCAUUUGCCAUUUUACUGCCCAGUAACUUAGCUUGAAGAGAAUAAAAAAAUUCCUUCCAGUAGCACCUUAGAGACCAACUAAGUUUGUUAUUGGUAUGAGCUUUCGUGUGCAUGCACACUUCUUUCUCUCCCCAGGGAGGUUUGCCUGGCACCAUCAUUACACACCUUUAGGCGCCUGCCAAAAACUCUCCACUUUAGACAGGCCUUUGGUUGAUUGACAUCCGAUGCCCUUUAAAAAAGGGGGGUUAUUGGGUUGUUUUUGUUUUUAUUUUGUUAUGUAUUUUGAGAUUUUAUAUUGUGAACUGCCCUGUGACCUGCAGGUAAAGGACAAAUGAAUAAGUAAAUAAAUCCUUUCUCUUUUUUCCAAAUCAGCAUGUCCAAAUGGCCAUCCCUGCACUAUUGGAGAGGUAAGAGCUUUCACAGAUUGUGUGUGUAUUCUGGUUUAUUUCUUUAAAAGCAGUCUGUGCUACAGUUUGUGUAGCACUUCAUUCUCCUUCAACAUUCUGUCAUGUUUUCAAGGAGUGCCUUGUAAAGCAAACUAAAUCAGAACUUUGCUAUGUGUGUGGCUUUUGUUUGUUUGUUUGUGUGUUUGUUUAGUUUAGUUUAGUUUUGCAAUUGCUUAACAUUUUGAAAAAUAGUUGAAUCUUAGCCUAAGCUUUACCAAGCAGAAUUACUUCUGUUUUCUGCUUCUAAUAUUCCAUCCCUCUCUCCUUUCAGUGUGGCCGUCCCAUGCAGCGUGGUUUGUGUGUUGAUUGUGGUGUUGUAAUAGGAGGCGACAACCACAAAGCAGUGGAAGGCUUUCAUGAAGCACGGUAUGUUUUUAUGUUAGCUUUUUGGAAUGUGGAAUGGCAUAUACUUUUUUAGAGUGUGCCCUAAAGAUUGGGAGGUGGGAUAUUUGCAGCUAUUUAAGGUGAAUCUAUUCUAGAACAGGUCUCUGCCCCAUCAAGUUAUAACAACUUUAGAGGUAGAAAAAACUAAUUUACCUUCCUAGAAUACUGCAGUGAUUUCCAGUUCACCUAUUUCAAUGGCCAUGUUCAGAAGAACAACAAAGGCUUCAAAACCUUCUAUUUAGGAAGUUGUGGCUGUCCCCUUCCCUAUCCUUUCCCCUCUUCCUAUCAUGUUCCACUUUUGACCCAAAGACCCGGGCUUGUAUUGAGCUAGCACUCCCUAUUUUAUGUCCAAAGUGGAGAACUGUGGCUUCCACUGCUCACAAUUAUCUGAGAGUAAUUCUCAGUUGGACUUACUUCUGAGUAGGCAUGUAUAGAACAGGCAUUAACAAACAAGAAAGAAGCCAGGAUCGUACUAUGGCUUUCCUAAUUUCUUAACUUUGAGCCACCACCCCUCAUUUUUAUUUAUUUAUUUAUUUAUUAGAAGUAUUUCUACAUCUCUUUAUAUAAGGCAUGUCAAGGCAAUUUACAGGAUAAACAGUUCACUAAAAAUACAACAACGGCAUUAAAAACAAAUAAUUAAAGCAGUGUAUACAAGUCAAGGGGGUAUUUUAAGUGGAAACAUAUAUAACAGCAAAUAAUGGUAUUUUAAUAUUUUAUAUACCACAUAUGUAAUAUGUUUGUAUCUCUUGUUUUAGUGUGAUGAUAAUUACUGUCUGGAUGUCUGGGAAUCAGAAUUUUUAAGCGCGCAAAAGUACUGUUUUGUAGCAAGUGUGCACACACUGUAUAUAUUAUUCUGUACAGGAAUAUUCAAGACAGGUCACAAACCGGCCAUGUGCUUGGACAACCUGAAAAAAGAGAGGCUAAGGUUGCAUCUGAGAGGGAGAUGUCUCCAGCUGUCCUGAUUCUGAUUCGCUUGCUCACUCAUUUGUCGCUGCUUUUGGGAGCCACAAAAGAUCGCCAGGUAUUUUCAAAUAAAACUAGGAACCACACAAUUCUGUCUGAAAAGCAUUGCUGCGUGGAAACUAAAGAAAGCAUAUCUGAAACGGAGCUCAAUUUUUUAAAAACGGUUUACUCUCAGUAUCAUGUGAAGGAGAUGAUUGGAUGCCAGCAGGACUGGCCUGGGAUGUGUUUCCACUUGAGGCAAAGUGCCCCACUGGGGUUUUUUUUAAGUAUUUUUUUUUAAAAAAAAUGUGGUUGUUAACGAUUCAUGCAGAAAUGCAUUUGUUACAUUUCAGUAAUACAUGGAGGGAAAGUAAGACUGUUAACAAGCUUCAUAUAUGGAUAAAUGUUUCCUAGAAACUGAAAAGGUACAGUAGUACAUCAGUGUACAAACUUAAUCCAUCCCAGAAGUCCAUUCUUAAACCGAGGCGCACUUUCCCUAAUAAGGCCUCCUGCCGCCGGUACCCUUCCACCGUUCGGCUUCUGUUCUUAGACCGAGGUAAAGUUUGCAAACCAGGACACUACUUCCGGUUUUGCGGAGUUUGUAAAUCAAAUAGUUCGUAAACAGGGCUGUUCUUAAACCGAGGUACCACUGUACUCGGUUUCUCAUACUAUAGUGGACACUUGUGGUAGACAGUUCAUUACAAUAGACCUCUGGCUUCCUCAGGGAUGAAAUCAUUUAUCACAGUUGUCCAGCAAUUUGGCAUCAGGUGGCAUUGACAUCACACAGAUGCCUUCACUAUACUCUUUCCAGCACCUCCUAAAAACAAUUUUGUUUAGACAAGCCUUCUUUUUGUUUAGACAAACCCCCGAAACGUAUUGCUGGUUUUUAAUUUUUAGAAAUGUUUUGAUUGUUUUUACUAAUAAUCUUCCUGUUUUAUUCUUUUUGUAAACACUUUGAGAUUUUUCACUAAUCAAGCAGCAUAUAAAUUUUAUGAAGUAAAUAAAUGACUGACUGUUAGUCUGCAUGCCUUGCAAUAGAACUGCAUAUUGAUCGCUCUGAACCUUGCAUUUUGUUCUUGAAGUCCCUGCUACAGAUCAUAAAACCACCAGUUGAAGAUCCAGUGAGCUUUCUCAUGCAGCAUAUUCUUAAGGACUUGGAGCAACUGAUGAAUACUCUUGGGAAGUGUGCUGAUGAAACCACCAACGUUGUCCAUCUCAUUCUUUGUAGCUUUCUCAAGGAGCCUCACCAACAGACAGGCCAAUGUAAGGAGAGCAGCUUGCAAAAUGUGGUUGCUUACAUUUCUAGUAAAGCAGACAUAAAUUCACAGCAUUGACUGUGACGUUAUAUUUCAGAGUUGAUUGAGGCAGCCAUGGCAGAGUUCUCAAGAAGAGCUGUAUUGUACCUAUUUCUAAAAAUAAGUAACUUUUUUCUUGUGAGUGGCAUGUCUGCUCUUAACCUGAUUUCAUAGUCUCAUUGCUUUUAUUAUUUAAGUCUCCACUUUUCAAAAUAGUCCUAUUUGCAUUACUGGUGGUUCUGGGCAAGUUCUUUUAUUGGGCUUUGCAUUAUUGAAUCAUAGUACUGAUAAAGUGAAGAAUGCACACAGAGUAUCUUGUUUUUAGAAUAUACACUGUAGUGCAGUCUUCAUUUAUAUUCAAGAAUGCUGCCCACAUUGAAUGUGGCCCCUUUUGUAACUUAGUGUGAGUCACUUAAUGUCUAUACACAGAAUAGGCCUGUGCAUCACCAUGGAACAUAUAUAGAAGCUAAACCAAAUUGACACAUUCUGAUGUUUUAGAGCUGUUACACCCUUAAUGCUAUGGUUCUCACAUAAUACUAAGCCAUGGUUGGGGAACUUCCUUGGCUUCACAGUCCAGAUACUUAUCAGGCCUAACCUCACCAGCCAAAUAAUCCGAUGCCACAAAUGUCACGAUGAAAUCAGGUGAUUUGGCACUUUGAAGUCCCAAAUUUGAGACUUCAAAGCUGUGUGCAGGGUGGUUGGCAAACUUGCCAAGACUCCUGCACAGUACUUUAAAGCUCCUGAGACUGGCUGUCUGGUUCAUCAGCUGAUGGGUUGUAUAGCCAAAGCUUGCUUUUUGAAGACAUCAGUUCUUCGUGUGAAUUCUCUUGUGAGAAACACUCAUGCACUGCUGAUCCAACAGGCUUUGGUUCUCCCACUCAUCAGUGAAUAGGCAAUGUGCCUUCCUUUGCCAAUGUGCAAUUGGGAGCAUACUUUAAGUUUCCAUAUUCUGCACUGGCAGCUGGGUCUCUAUGUGUCCCACACCUGAAAGCACACAUGAUGCCAGAUGUAGGGCAGGUGGGUGUGGUUUGGAGGAAAUUGCCUUAUGGGCCAAGUUUGGCCCCCAGCUUAGUGUCAUGUGUGAACUCUGUUCAGCAGCUAAACCAUGGUUUGUUUACUAGCAACAAACUGUGAUCUGAAGCCAUGGUUUGUUGUUGACUUACAAGUCUUGAUUUGUUAAACAUGGCUUAGCAUUAUGUUAGAGCCUGGCACCCUCCCUCAAUCAUGGUUUGUUUGACCAUCCCAUUCCUGGAACUCACCAAGCUACUAGGGCAUAAAGCAGGAACAACAGGAAAGCAAACUUUGGCAGAAUAAGCUAUGGUUUGUUUGUUCAUCUGUGGGGCAACUCUUUGUUACAUCAUGGUUUGUUAAACAAACGAUAGCCUUAGUAUUUUGUGCAAACCAGGCUAGACAAUGGGAGGAUGUGUAGUUUAUGUGGUAGUCAGGGGAAGGAACCAGGUUUUUUCCUUUUAGAGGCUAAUACAGGCAGAAGAAACUGGGAAUUGCUAUCAAUAAUCUCCAGCCCUUUAACAAAAGCAGGGACAGAGAACUAUUAAUUGUUACUGCUACUGCCACUUUCCAUAGCUGACCCAUGCCAAAUUGAACUGCAUGCAAGGAAGCAGAGAUAAUAAGAAGGUGUUACAUGCAAUAAAUGUCCUUUUGCAGGGCCAGUGCGUUUUGAUGGUCAACUCUCCAAAAAAGAGCAAAGAAACAACUGGGAGGGAAUUGUUGCACGCAUCAUUCUUCCUGAACUGGAGGUAACAUAAAACACACUCAAAAACUUGUAUUUUCUGACAGUACACAGACUAGCCCUGUGUAUAUUUCAUUAGCAGCCGAUACAACAUACAUUAUUAUCCUGAUUACAGUGGAACAUUGUGCAUGUAUUUGUACCUGUUUGUGCAGGGAUGUGUAUGCAGGUAGGUCUGUCACUUCUGCAGGGCUGACAGAGUAUCUGUUGAGCAGGGGAGGGAAAGCACAAGAAUGAGAAAUCUUUCUCUACUGCUGAUUUAGCAACAGAUAAGGCCACCUGUCAGCAGCAGGAAGUAGUGGGGUUUCUAGCAGAUGCUACGUUGACCUCCCCAUUCUAUUUGUGGUGCAGAAGAGAAAGUAAGCACGAGAAUCCUAUUUUUGAAAUCUAACGUGCCCAGUAAUUCCUUCCAAGGCUAGUGGAUAAAGUAAUGGUGUGCACUCAGGGAAGACAUUGGCAAGGGCAGGUUUAGCCCCAUCCAUUCUUAGUGUCCGACAUGAGGACCAGAUCUUGUCUAGAUUACUGCAUAAAAUUGUUUGGGAGUUCCUAGGGACUGAGGAAGUUGUCCUCUGCAAAGCUUCACUCUGGGUUCAGUUUCUUGCUGUGAUGCUACUUCAGGAUUCUAGAAGCUAGUUUUUUAUUUAUAUUGAUAGGAGUACAUUUGAAAGAACAAUUACUAAUUAGAAAAAUGAAAGACUUCUCUUUCAGAAGUAACUCUCCUUGAUACCCCACACCUGCAAUUUUCAUAAUAGCUCUAAGGAAGUGAGCAUUUCACCUUUUGAGAGCUAAGGUGUUCAGAACCCUCAGAUGAACUAACAGAUUCAAUUAUUCAAGAUGCAGUUAGAAUCACACCAAUUCCUAGAUCAGCAUUAAACCCCACUUCCCAGCCCUGCCUUAAAGUGUGUGUGUGUGUGUGUGUGUGUGUGUGUGUGUGUGUUGAAAGAGGCUGCAUCUUAAUGGUUAUAACCCUCACUCCCUCAUUUCCCCCAUGCAGGUUCUGGAUAAAACACUUCUGGAGUUGAAUCGACGAAUCAGUGAAGAUGAGAGAAUCUCUUCGAACCCAGUAGUGAAAGUUGUAUAUGGGGACCCUGCAGCCUUCCUGUUCACACUGACCAACAGCCCUGUACACUGUUCCAGGAUGUGGAGCUGCAAGAAGAGGAUCUCCAUUGAGUACCUGGGGCACGUUGUCCAGCAGAAAGGUGGCAAGGACACACUGCCCAUCUUAUGGAAGUUUCUGCAAAAGGUGAGCAUGCCCAGAUUUUUGCCUGGCCCUAAUACGGGAAUACAUGAGUCAGAAACUGCCAUGCAAGGGACCCAAGUGUAUGCUGCUCUUCAUAAUUAAUAAAGGGGAAACCCCAAUAUGUGCCCUUCAUCUUCCUUUCUCUUUUCCUUCGUUUUAUGAAUGUUAUGACUUUGUUCUUAUGAGCAGAAGUCUCCUGUCAGCUGCUUGUCAAAAGCUGAAGUACAUCAGUAAGCAUCAAACCAGGCAGGUGCUUUGAAAUAUUAAAAUCACAGUCAUAGCAUAAGGUAACUUUGUACUGGUAUCUGUGAGGUAAUGACUAUCAGAGACCCAAAUCUACUUUACCAUCCAAAGGUAUUGAGUGCUGUGAGAACUGGAUUAAGGGAACUGUUAUGCAUGUUUCUGGAGCUGAGAUUGAGAGGAACGUAAGGACAAGGGGCAAAUUCUACUGUUAGAAGUUUUUUUCUUGAUCCAACACCUAGCUAUUUAACCCUUUUCUGCACCUGGAUACCACUUGCCUUACCAUCUGUGGGGUGGGAGGAUAAACUGGGUCACAGUAUCUUUUCUUCCUUUGGAUGGAUGAACACUUGGGGGUUCCCAGCUUUCAUUGCAGGGUGGGGGGAAAUGGACACAAAAUUACACCCCACCCCGAUGUACAACCAGUUUUAGCAUCUACUUGCCUCUGGCAAAGCAGUAGAAGUGCUUAGACUUAGGCUUCACCAAGAAGCUGAAGAAAAGUUUCGUGACCACUUUUAGUACUCAUUUAUAGCAAAAGGAGAUGUGUUAGAAUGAUGUUCAGUUUAUUUUGUGUUAAAAAUAUUGUGUGAAGUCUUAUGUAAUGAGAGGAGCUUUGCACAGAGCAAGGUCUACUUGCACCAAGCAGAUCUCUGCCCAGAAUGACUUAAAAGUAAAUGCUUCAUUUAUACCCUUUCCUGGUGGAAAUAUUACUAGAAUUGAGAAUAUAUUUUUUGCAGCUGAAGAAAAAUCAGGGGCAAAGUGAAGUAGGCAAAAAGCCAGAGGGGAUGCAUAAAAUUGUGUAAAGCUGAAACCAGGAGAGAGAUUGUGCAGGGGUCCUGCUUAUUUCUAAUUCUGGUAGCGCCUUACUCAAUUUGCUUUACAAUGAAGUUAUACCUGUGGGAAACCAUGUUCUACGGACUUGCUAGAUAUGAAGAGUUCUCUGUGUAUGUUAAUUUCUGCUUAUUUACAACCACCAGUGCUGAUUCUUCUACAUGGGAGUGGCUCACCCGGUGAGGCAGAGCUACAGUUGCUUCCUGGAAGCAGCAUCACUGUGAGGUGACAGCAACGGGGUGGGGGACUGUGCAGCAGCAGCACCAGCAGAGGCAAUGUGGUGCUCUCACUAGUGCACCUACACGGGCCCAACCUCACUGCAAUUUCGCUCCUGGCUCUCCUGGUAAGUGGCAGUGAUACCACUGUCUGGGCCAGGUGAAGCAAUUGCCUCCUAAGGGGAAAGCCACUCAUGCUUCUGUAGUCUUUCAACUCCUCUUAUCUCAUUAGCACUACUCUGCUUCAUUUUAGGAAGCUGAAUUGAGACUGGUAAAGUUUUUGCCAGAAAUUCUGGCCCUGCAGAAAUACUUGGUGAAAAGGUUCCAGAACGUGUCAGAGCUGGAAUACCGAAAGAUUGAAGAUUUUCUCAACAUUUCCGCAGGUAGACUCUUCCGUAUUAAGUUAGCAGAGCAUUAAGGCGUGUGGUUAACACCAAGCUUCACAUUUAUAUAAGUCAUCCCUGUUUUGUGACCUUGCACAGAGCAAAAAAGAGGAGAAAGUCGAGUGACUUCCUGGUUAAAAUGGUCACCUCAUUGUGGCAAUGCAUCCUUCAGGAAAACACAGCCAUUGUUUUUGUAGACAUAAUGGACAUGAUCCAACUAAAAUUAAGCAUUUUGAAGUCCCUCUGAUUUCAGUGGAAACAUUAGGGCCAUGCUUAAAUUUCUGCCAUUGAAAUCAUUGAGAUCCAGAAGUGUUUAACACAACCUGGAUCAUGAUCCAUUUUAGCAGUGGGAAGCUAGCAUUUGACCAGGAGAUAAAACUUGCUUAUAUUUGUAGCAGUAUUUCAUCACAAUUAAUUUGGGGAUUCAGUGCAACAACGUACAAUGGUGGACACUAGCUUAGAUGGCUUUGAACGAUGGCAUUCAUAGAGGAUAGGUCUACCUGAAAAUUAGGCAUCUUAGUGACACGGGGUUGCCUGAAACCAAAAACUAGAUAUAAACAUCGGAAAGAGUGUUGACUUUGUGCCAUGCCUGGGGCUUCACAGAAACAUGUGGCUGGCAGCUAUGGGUACUGGUUUAGGCAGACCUUUGGUCUGCUUCAGCUAGGCUGCUCUUGCAUUCUAACUUCCUGAACCAAAACUUACUUGGGCAAUAACUCCCUUAGAAAGACAUGCAGAACUUUGCAAUCUUGCAUAUGUCACAUGCUGUUUGUUUCUUGCAUUCUCCAGAAGGCAAGAGGUGCCUUAUGACAAACAGAGUGAAGAUAUUUCUGACUGUUUGGAACAAACUGAGAUCUUCCUUGGAAACCAGUGGUGAGUGGCAAGUUUACACCAUUACUCUAGAAAAAUAGUAAGAUUGCGAGGUCACCUGGUGCCAUCUAAUGGUAACUUGGGUCUUUAAUGCUGGAAGAAACACUCUCUAGUCUCCUGAAAAGAGUCUUAAAAAGGUUGUUCCAUUUAGCAGUCUCUCCUUUUACAGUACUCCCCCACCCACCCUUAACAUAGGACAGGGUGAACUAGUAGAACAUAACAUAGGACAUUUGAGUUUAGAGCAAAGGACUGUGCAGUUUAUUACAAGAAUGGGUUGGAUUGGCAACUUUGAGAUUAUAUUUAAGUGGCAAUAGAUAGGAGGGACCCAGUGUUAUGUGAGAACUAAAAAGAGAGGUACCAAGCUGAAGGCAUUACCUAUUCCAGAACAAUAGAAGGGAAAGAGGGAUGGAUCCUGUUUCUCUGGCCUUUGGACACAGGGGUGGUAGCAAUCAUUGGGUCUAUCCAUUAUGAGUGCUUGGAAGUCAGACACCCUGGAUUUAUAUUAACAGCCGCUUUGUCAUCAACCCAGGAAGAUGGAAGUAAUAGGCAAUUGAGGGCAGGUUGAUCCCUUCUAGAUCUCCUUGAACUCCUUAUGGCAUGGAGCUAGUCUUAAUGGUGAUGGGUGGUGUAUGUAUUAUGUGCCUCUCUUGGAGACCUAAAUAUGCAAUAUAUAAAAACAAUGGAUAUGGAACUAAGGGAGGGAACACUGGGGGAAGGAGGUGGAGGUCAAGCUAACUAGGAGUGGAGUGACUUAGACUGAUCUGAACCAAAAGGAUCGGCUUGGGCAGCUCAGGAUUGUACACGGAAGGCUUAGUGGAAUCUCUAAUAGGCUUGAUCAUCUAAUGGAGAAGUUUUCUUUGAUCAAAGGGAGAGGAAACUGCAUUUAAGUUGCAAAUUUCCCCACCAUAGCUGGCAAGUUCAAAAAGAGUGUGUGGAGAGAGAGAGAGCUUGAGAAAUACUCAUGUAAUUCUGGGUGGAGAUUCUGAUCCUUCAUUAAUGCUAAUCAAUGCUGAUGGCUGACUCUGAUGUCUUUACCAGUUGGUUUCCCAGCACUUCAGGCAUGAAACAUCUUCAGUCAGGGCUCUGUAAUGGCCAUAUUAGUGGACACCCCUUGAAUGGCAUUUUCAUUUUAUGGAGUGUGCAUUUCUCUUUGCUUAACUGUUUGGAGUCAUUCCUUGUGAACAUGCUGAAGGUGAUCUUUGCCCUGCUUUCCAACAGGUUUGCUUAGUUCACCACUUUCUAAGACAGAAGAAGAAUGUGGGAGUCGAGGUGCUGAGGCAUACUUAAAAUGAGCCAGCGUGGUGUAGUGGUUAAGAGUGGUGGACUCAUAAUCUGGUGAACCGGGUUCGCGUCUCCGCUCCUCCACAUGCAGCUGCUGGGUGACCUUGGGCUAGUCACACUUCUCUGAAGUCUCUCAGCCUCACUCACCUCAGAGUGUUUUUUGUGGGAGAUGAAGGGAAAGGAGAUUGUUGACCGCUUUGAGACUCCUUAAGGGGAGUAAAAGGCAGGAUGUCAAGUCCAAACUCCUCUUCUUCUAUCUUCUUGGUAAUGAACAAGAGAUAAUUAGAAACCUGGUCACUCACUAAUGUUUUCUGGUCCAAAUGCAGGUGAAAUUAAACUCCCCAAAGAUUAUUGUGCUUCUGACCUCACUCUGAAUAGUGACUUUGAGAUCCUUCUGCCUCGCCGACAUGGUCUAGGCCUCUGUUCCACUGCCUUGGCCAGUUAUCUCAUUGGCCUACACAAUGACUUUGUCUACACCGUAGAAAAAUAUACAACAGAUGCCGAAAGGUAUGCCUGUGUGUGUAUGUGCUAGAAUCCCCACUACUUCCUGCAGGGUGACAGAUAGCCUUAUCUGGUGCCAAAUCAGCAGUAGAGCAAGAUUUCUCAUUCUCUUGUGUUCUCCCUCCCCAUCUCAACAGAUACUCAGUCAGCCCUGCCGAAGUGACGGAUCUACAUGUGAUCACUUACGAGGUGGGGAGGGACUUGAUCCCACUGAUCCUGUCCAACUGCCAAUACAGUGUGGAGAAAGGAGGAGAAGCCCUCCAGGAACUGGAACUGGAAAAAAUUGAGCAGCAAAUUACUAGCAGAUUCCUACAGGGAAAGCCUUUAAUCACAUUGACAGUAUGUAUCAUAGAAGCUUAAUGCUGCCACAUAGCUUUCCUGGUGCCUUGUGAGAUCCAUUUUUCAGGUUAGAGAGCAUUAUUGCAAAGGCCUGCUCACUGGCAUAUUUUUUCUCUCUUUCUCACUAGGGCAUACCCACUCUGGUAUACAGGCAUGACCAAAAUUAUGAGCAUCUCUUCAAUGAUAUCAGAACCAAGCUGAGCCAGGUGAGCUUCAGAGAUGGGAGAGAAAGAAUACAAAAAGUGGCUGAUUGCAUUUCAGUAAAGUUUUGUUAUAAUUAGGAUUAGCUUCUUGCUGCACAGUGCCUGAUUCUGUGCUUGCUUGGUUUUUGUUGGCAUCCUUCUGUCUCGAGAGAUAAUGGAGUGCAUUGCAGGGGUGAAGUUAAAACACUGGAGAAUCACAGCGCCUGCUGUGGCUGUAAAGACCAGUAACUCGUAACUGCAUUGUUUUUGCUGUGUUAGUAGCACUGAAGUGACCCUCUCCAGGUGCAAGCCUAGGUAGUGUGUAUGGAGGUCAAACAACUCUGUGUAUUGCCCAGAGGAGAAGACCCCACUCUUGGCCUCGCUGAUGUGGUUCAUUGGGCACCAGAUUGGCUGCUGGUAUUGUCGGAAGGAGGGUGGAUAAGAUGCCAUCCAACCAUCUUAAGGACUCCACUGUGGAUUUGUGUAGGGUUUACUCCUUAGCCUCCCAAGAUGUCCCACAAGGCAGCAAGUACAUUGGUAGCCCUUUGGAAUUCAUUGGGACACUUCCUUGUAGGUGUGUGCCCAGUUUGCUGUCCAAGUCAGGGCCUGGCAAACAGCUUCUAUAAUGUGGAAGAAUCAUUGCAGAGAAAAGGAGUGGACUAUAUAGAGACUGACUGCAGUGUUUGCAACAAUCUGUGCUGAAUGAUGGGCGUUGACUGGCUUUCAUUCCCUUGAAUUACAGAGCUCUCUGCCAAAUUCCACAAUUGGCAUGAUCAGUGGGGAGCUGCUAUCCUACAGUGACAUCUGUGAAGCUCUGUCUGUCACCGAAAUAACCUUAGGAUUCCUAGCUGUGGCUGGAGGAGACCCAGAUAUGACUUUGUCUAAGUAUGUUGAAAAUAUCCUGCAAAUGGGCCAUCAGAUAAGUGACCACGUGAUGAAGGUGAGUGCAGGGGAAAAGAGGAAAGUCGACUAGGCUGAACGCGAUGACUGUCUUACAUGCCCCAAGCUAAAGGAGGUGCUCUCUCCACCCAUUUUUUUCCAGAGGUCCAAGUUCCAUUCACCUUUGGCCUUCCUUUUGACCUUUUGAGAUGGAAUGGGGGACCAUCCCCACAAUUAUACUGACCAUUGGAGAAAGCACAAUGCAACUGUUGUCUUCCAGCUUAUGAUUUAAGUCCCUUUAUUUUGGCUGUUUCUGACUUUUAAAAAGAACAUCUUUUUGCUAUUGCAAGUUUUCAGUCAAACCGUUUUUUGCAAGAACCUAAAGAUUUAUCCACACGCCACGCUUUCCAGGCAUGGUCCUUGCAUUAAAGCUCCACCUGCUCUGAAUUGCAGCAGAAUUGCCAUUAGUUGCGCUUCAGCUUUAAAGAGCAGGUUUUCAUGGGGGAAAGCUCCAGGGUGAGAAAGAGAGGAUUCAGAUACAGAGCUUUAAAGCUCAGGCCUGUGCCUGGAAAGCACAGGGCAAAAAGUAAGUCCUAGCACCCUAGUGGUCCAAGACAUUCUGCUGCUUCAAGGGGUGUUGAAAUGUCACAGAAGGGGAUGCUGGUUUCUGUUUAACUUGAUACAGAUAAAAGUCAGUUAUGUAUACACAAGAGCUGAAUAACAAUAAACUCUUGGGCACUUUAGGAUGAGUUUCAAUGAAAACAGAAACUUAAAGCUAUUUUUAAAGAAAAAAGAUGUUGCUGGUUGCAAAUUUAUUGUCUCUAGAGAAUAUACGUGUAACAGAAUGUAUAUAUUCAUUUCAUUUAUUUUAUUUCUUUGCUGCUUUUCACUCACACGAGUGAUGAAGCGGCUUACAUAGAUAAAUAAUAACACAGAACAUCACAAUUGCAAAAUAAAUCAUGCAAAAUAAUUAGCAAAUUGUCAGUAAAAUAAUUACAAAUCAUCAGUAAAACAACCACCUUCUACUAAACAUUAUUAAUGAAAAACAACUUUAAAAAUAUACCGUAUUUUUCGCCGUAUAGGACGCACCGGCCCAUAGGACGCACCUAGUUUUUUGGGGGGGAAAUCAAGGUAAAAAAAUUUAUUUCCCCCCCAGGUUUGCGCAGCCAUCCCCAAGCUAGAAGAGGGAGGUGGAGCGCUCCGUCUCCCUCUUCUGCCUUCAGGGACAGCCUCUCUAGCCUCCGUGGGGCAGCAGCUUGCCCCGCUGUCCCCCGAGCUUGUGGGGCUGGCGAUGGGGAGAAGCAAGCUUGCUUCUCCCCCCCCCCCCGCCAGCCUCCAGACCAGGUCUGGGAAUAGCGGGGUGGCGGCGCUGCGCCUCCCCGCUGUCCCCCCAGCUUGUGGGCUGCAGGCUGCUGCCCACAAGACUUGCGAGCCCGCGGGACCUCCCGCCGGGCUUGCAAGGCUUGCGGAUAGCUUCCUGAAGCCUGCAUUUGCCCCAUAGGACGCACACACAUUUCCCCUUCAUUUUUGGAGGGGAAAAAGUGCGUCCUAUAGGGCGAAAAAUAUGGUAUUUGCAUUUCUUCUAAAGGAAUGUUUAGCUAUGUCCACCUCAUCUUCAUAGCUGUUGUAUACCUAGUUCUGAAUUAUAGUAAACUUAAAAAGGGUCAAACAUUUGUGUGUUUCUUACAGGUGCUGAGCCGAUGUCACCUAAAGCACAUUAUUGCACUGUGGCAGCUCCUUUCAAGCCAUAAAUCUGAACAGCUGCUGCAUCUGAAAAAGGUAGGAAUCUGAAAGGGGUGGGGAGGAUGAGAUAACCUGAUGUUCUGUGCUCUUGUUCUCCCUUCUUCCCCUAACGAUGCUGUUGUGUGUUUCUUCCCAGGAUCCCUUCGCAGAGGUCAGCGAAUCCUAUAAAGAGGAGCUCACUCCAGAGAACACAAAACUCCUCAAUGCCUUCCUUAUGCAGGCUGGGCUGGAUUCCUUCCUGCAAGAGUUGCACGAAAUGAUCAUCCUGAAGCUGAAACAUCCCAAAGCUCAGGAGGUGUUCGAUCCCAAGUGGAGGUAAGAGCCUGUCAAGCCCAAACUUUGCAUAUUUUCUUUAUCACCCGGAUGUAACUCUUUUUGUGCUCGUGAACAGUGCCAUGUACUGCAGAAUAGCUGAUUAUACUUUGUGCUCACUCUCUUUCUCUCUUUCCCAGCCUUAAAGACACACUUGUUCCAUACCUCGAAACAAAAGGGAGCAACAUACCAGAAGAACUAGAGGAUACAUUCCCGGAAGAGAUCCUGCUCUCCCAGUGUAUCGCUGCCUGGAAAGUGGCUGCCACUCUUAAACGAGACCGAAGGCUUGGUUAA